Eriocheir sinensis (Chinese mitten crab) is the source of this 4570-nucleotide messenger RNA. Its product is annotated as transmembrane channel-like protein 5. The record is from RefSeq and is a predicted model, not a curated record. Gene Ontology annotation, cellular component: plasma membrane. Lineage: Eukaryota; Metazoa; Arthropoda; Malacostraca; Decapoda; Varunidae. Bases 317 to 2947 code for a protein of 876 amino acids. The transcript is spliced from 22 exons. Gene Ontology annotation, molecular function: mechanosensitive monoatomic ion channel activity.
GGGAAGGAAUGAGAGCAAGACUACUGAUAUAAAGAUAAGAGCAACGUCACUGGGAUUUUGGUUAUCAGUUAUUAGUUAUCAGUGAGGCGAGAUAUUACACCGUUAGGGAGGAAGAGGAAGAAGAGGAGGCAACCACAACAGCAGCAGCUCCUCCCUUUGUGACACGCCUCCUUCACCUCCUCCUCCCUCAGUGCCUUCUUCAGUGCUGUUAUGGGUGCUGUGGGGUCUAAGGAAGCAAUGUAGUGGCCCUGGAGGAAGCUGUGUGCUGUGGGUGCUGUGAUAACGAAGAACUGGUGCUGUUGAAGAAGACGCAGACAUGGCGUCCAGCGCACACUCCGUCAACUUUGAAGGAAUUCCCCUGAACUCUCUUAAUGGAGUACAAGGAAGUUCCAGUGAGGAGGACUUUGCACACUCCGUCAACCUCCGCCGCGCCCAGACAGACGUGCACCUGAGGGAGAGGAGACGGCAGGACUCGGACAAAUACCACUCCUAUGGUGGCCGGGAACGCAGAGUGCAGUACACCCUGCCCUCGCGCUGUGGAGGUGAGCUUCUGAGCAGCCAUGUGUUCCACCACGGGAGGGAAUGUCGGCCGUCCGCCUGGUACAACACUGUCAUGGCGCGGCGCAGGCGUGGGGAGGGGCCCAACACCGAGGAGGAGGCAGUGGAUGAGAUUGCUGAGGCCAUGGAGGGUGACGAGAGGCUCAUGUCUGAUAAUGUGGACGGGGAAAUCAUGAGAAGAGAGGCACUGAGGGACCUGAUCAAGCCCCUCUGGAUAAAGAAAGAGAUCAGGAGACGACUGACAGCACGGCGGACGUCCCGAGGCCACAUGCAGCCCAUCUCCAGCUUCCAGAGUUACAAGUACACCGUCAGCAUGCAGUGGUACAAGGUGAAGCAGUCAAUCCAAGACACCUUCCAUGACUACAGUCUGUGGCACAAGGAGCUCAAGAAGAUUGAGGGCACCUUUGGCACAGGCGUGGGCUCGUACUUCAGGUUCCUUCGCUACCUCUUCCUUCUUAACCUGGCCAUCGCCAUCCUUGUCUGUGGGUUUCUGUUAACUCCCCAACUGUUGGCUCGGACACACUCGCCACAGGAGUCCUCACCAGGCUUGGGGGCGACCACAAGCCCACUUACAACAACACCAAACGUGCCAACACCAGCUGCCUUGAGGGUAAGUGACUGGCCGCCCUCCACCAACCUCUACGCAGCCACGUGGGAACCUGUUCUGCGAGACAGCUCGGCCAGCAGCUGCAACCAGAGUCAGCUGAUCAGCAAGGACUUUGGGGGCCUCGACUGGCUGACAGGAGCCGGCUGGUUUGACACCACGGAGCUGUACUAUGGCACGUACUCCUGCAGCAGCAUCUCGGUGAAUGGGCACAGCUACUACAGCAUGCCCAAGGCCUACUUCCUGGUCAUCUUUGUGCUCUUCAUAGUCUACCUCGUGGUCAUCCUUCGCAGGGUCAUUGUGCUGUACAAGAACAACGACAUAGACAUAGAGCACGACAUGUCUGCCAGCUUUGUGCGGAAGGUGUUCUCCUCCUGGGACUUCAGCAUCACCGAGAAGAAGGCGGCGAACAUCAAGCACAAGAGUAUCUUCAAUGAACUCAAGGAGAUCCUUCAAGAGUACCUGAGUGAGGAGCAGGAGGAGGAGUGGCGAGGGAGGCUGCUGGGGUGGCUGGUGAAGGUGGUCUUCUGGACGCUGGUGCUGGGUUUGCUGGCUCUCCUGGGAUGGGCCACCUACGCCAUGCUGGACCUGGACUUUCUACGUGAUAAUGAUUCCUCCCUGGGUCUGCUGCUGUACCCGCUGAUUGUGACGUGUGUCAUCCUGAUCAUUCCGUUGGUGUUCACACAAGUGGUGAACCUUGAGGGGUACAAGACACCUCGCACCAGACUCUACGUCACCAUUGUCAGAACCAUCUUGCUGGAGUUGACAGUGCUUGGGGUGCUUGUUGGAACAUGGUAUGUGCAGGCCACAGCAGUCUUUGAAACUGAGGAAGACCAGCCUGUCUCCACUGAAACAUCAUCUUCAGAAUCGGACAGUGAGGAAGAGAAGGAGGUUAAGCAGGAGCGUGAUGAGUGUUGGGAGACGUUGCUGGGGCAGGAGUUUUACCGUCUCCUGAUCAUGGACUUCCUCAUCGGCCUGGUGAUGCACCUCGGGACCUUCAUCCUCUCCCUCAUCAGCGAGAGGACCGCCAUGGAGUUCAACAUUGGCCGCUACGCCGUCCACCUCAUCUACAACCAGACGCUGCUGUGGAGCGGCCUCUUCUUCUGCCCGCUGACCCCCGUCAUUGUCGUCAUCAAGAUCCUCAUCAUGUUCUACAUACAGAAGUUCAUUCUGCUGCGCUGCAUGAACCCAGACAACAACCCGUGGCGUGCCGCGCAGGCAGAGACGGUGUACCUGGUCCUCACGCUGGUCUCCCUCAUCCUCUCCUUCUUUGGCUACCUCUUCGUCCUGCUCAAGGGCAAGACGUCCUUGGGCUGUGGUCCAUUCCAAGGCUACAAGAACUACGUGGACUACUUCUGGGAGGUGAUAGACAGCGACGAGGAGACGAUUCUGAUGAUCGUGUCGUGGCUCUUCCGGCCGGGCGUUGUGGCCGGCAUCCUCAUUGUGCUGAUCAUCCUGGUGUACUGCGCCAAGUCCAUGGCCGAGGGCCGGGCUGAGAUGAUCAAGAUCCUGCGCCACCAGCUGGAGCUUGAGCUGCGUGACCGAGCUUUCCUCCUGCAGCUGACUGAGAAAGUGCGGCGAGGUGACUACAGGCCGGGCAGACAAGACUCUCACAACGCCGCCUCACCCCGGCCACAGACGCCAAAGGAGCCUCACGGCCUCACCCAGAGAGCCUCCUCCUUUGUGUUCUCUGACAACAAAGUUCAUCCAGCAGACAGUGGCCCAACUAUACACCACUUCAAUGAUUAUGAAGAGAGCCAAAGCAUUGGGCCAUACUCACCUUGACCCUGAAGGUGCUCAAGGAAACACACCAGGGGAGUCUGUUGAGUCGUUAAUCUAGCACAUGUGUAGUUGCAUAUGUGUGUGUGUGUGUGUGUGUGUGUGUGUACUCAAACACAUCUCACCAGCCAGGCAGUUGUGUCAUCUGGAUCGACAAGAUGAAGAGGCUGUGUCUUUUGAUGCCUUACCGGAGCUGCCUGAUGGCUGGGGCGUUGCAGGUCUGCUUGGUGGUGUGGCUGUAGAGGGGGAUGGUUAUAAUGUGUUGUAAUUGACAGUUGCAGCAUGUAGGAAUCCUAUGGUGCUAUCCUGGGCGGCGGUAGGGACCAGACUUACUGACUGUGGUAGUUCCUGUGUAAAGACCAAUCACUAAAGGGACAAACAUUUUACCUCCUGCUCCUAGUAGCUCUUGUCACUUGUCUACCAAAUGGUUGAUCUUGCUGCAUCCAUGGAAGAAAGUCUUCAACCAUUCAUUCAGUCAACCAAUCAACCAUGGAGAAGUUGAAUUGUGAUACACAUUUUCAGUAUUAUUUACUGAUGAGAACAGGUCCCGACUUAAUUUGUAUGUUGCAUAACUAUUUUAGCCACAUACUGAAGAAAAGUUCCUUGAAGGACUUCAAGAAUUAGCCUGAAAAUAAAUUAUAUCAUUGGCAUUAUGGUACUGAAAGCAACACAACACUUGUGAUAUUACUUAUUAUCAAGUCAUUAUUUUUUUGUUGUUCACAAAAUCUACAUGUUACAAUUUUGACUUUUAUCCAUGUGAUUCAAGGAUCUUACAAUUACAACCCCCAUUAUACAUUAUAAGUAUAGUUCAGUUUAUUAUACCAAAUAUUACUCUUUUUCUACUUAUUAAGAGUUUGUAGAGGCCACUAACUUGAUUUUUUAGACACUAACAGCAUGAAAGCAGUGUGUAUGUACACAUUCAUGUUUGAAUGUUGCCGCGAGGGGCGGCAGCGUCACCGUUACCAGUAUUCCUUCCCGGGAGCACAGGUGUAGCGGUAGGCCUUGGCUGUGCACGGGUGGCAGGUGCAUUUGUUAUCUAGUCUUUUUCACUUUUACACUUUUAUGCUCAAAAUGUGAAUGUUCAAUUUUUAUAAGAGAAGAUUUAAUGGACAGGUAAUUAAAUGAUUUAUGCAAUGUUAAUAAUUCUUAUCUGUGAAUUAUAGUUUACACCUCACAGUGCUUUACAAGGUGCAAGUGUUUUGUUACAGCUCACACACACAGUUGAAUCAAAGCAACGGGUUACAGGGAUCACUUUCAAAGCUACACUUUCCACUUGUUAACAUCACUCAGUAUUCACUUACGAUCUGCCGUGUUAGUUUUUAAUUGUUCAGUGUAAAAAAGUGUUCAGUAAGUUGUUGGAGUCUUUAUUCGUAUGUUCAAGUUUGGUAAUUAUUAUUAUAUAUAUUCACUUGGUCGUUACAUCGCAUUAGUUUCCUCUGGAUGGCAGUGGAUGCCGAGGCGUGGAGGCCUGAGGGAGAUCUACGUGCAAGACUUGAAAGACUGCAUUCAGUAUUUUAGUUGAUCUCGUUCAUGAUUUAUUUAUAGCUUUAUUUACUAUUACAUUAUCAACUAUUAUAUUACAACAUAUUUAUCUUGUAUUUUAUAAGAGAAAUAUAUAAACUGAAGUAA